AUGCUUGAUGAAUUUAAAUAUGAUGAACAAUAUGAAGUUAAUGAAAAUGAAUAUAAAGAACUUCGAAAAACAUUUCUUGGUGAAAAUAAUGACGAUGAAGGUAAAUCAAGUUCGAAUUCAUUACAAAACGAUAAUGAUCAAUCAAACAUUUCAGCAGCAGUUAUUGAUCUAUCCAGCAGUGGUUCAUCGGUUGCUGAUAAAGAAAAUUAA
Molecule: messenger RNA, 210 nt
Organism: Rotaria sp. Silwood2
Lineage: Eukaryota; Metazoa; Rotifera; Eurotatoria; Philodinida; Philodinidae
Source: the annotation of a GenBank genome assembly